This is a messenger RNA of Acanthamoeba castellanii str. Neff, 306 nucleotides long. RefSeq lists its product as uncharacterized. The transcript has 2 exons. Bases 1 to 306 code for a protein of 101 amino acids. NCBI's taxonomy places the organism in Eukaryota, Discosea, Longamoebia, Acanthamoebidae. The record is from RefSeq and is a predicted model, not a curated record.
AUGGUGACAGAACCCUAUGUGGUGAUCAAGUGUGAUGAGCUCCUGCUCCUCAAGCAAUGUGAAGCCAUGCUGGCUGAUGACUUUGAUAACCCCACCUGUUGCAAUGUCUUUGAUGAGGGCAUGUGGGUGAUCAAGCAGUUCCCCAAGCUGCUGCAGUUGUUUGCCCAGAUGGACAUCUUGCUGUGGAUAAGAUUUGGCAAUGCCAUGGUGCCCUACCCUCUGGGCGAUGAACCUCUUGCCUUGGUUGCCUCGCCUGAUCUGCAGAGGAACAUUCUGCUCUUCUUUGAAGUUGUGAGUUGUGGGUAA